GUCGCUGUAUUCGAGCGUGGACUGUUUCGCGCUGCGGGCGCCCACAGAAAAGGGUUCGCUGCUGCAGCGUUUGGAUUUGCUGCUGCCAGCAGAUGAAGAUCCUUCUUAUGCUGCUGCUGCUGCUGCUUUCAAGCAGCAGCUGUUUGCUGCUGCUGCUGCUAACCCGAAGCGCAAGCUCGCUGCGGGCCAGCCGAUGCUCUCGCUGCACCAGCAGCAGCCGCUGCAGCAGCUGCAGCAGCAGCAGCAGCAGCAGCAGGUUUAUAUGUCGGGCAGGGACCUUGCAGAGCUCACGCGCUUUCUUGUUGCUGCAGCAAAUGCAAAUAUGUUUGGAGACGUUCAGGUCUUUAUGAACCACUUCUCCACCGUCCGAAGCGCCAUGGCGAAGAACGACUUGCUGCUGCUAUUCACGCGGGACUUGAGUCGGCUGCUGCAGCGGGAGCUGCCGCUGCUGCCAGAUGAAGUUGCUGCUGCUGCUGCUGCUCUCCGCAGCAAAACUUUGCUGCUGUGGCAGCAGCAAGCUGGGGCUGAGGUGUCUGUACACCGCGCAGAACUCAACAAGCAGCAGGAGCAGCUUUUCAAAAAGAUGGACGAAAUCGUCGACAAGGCUCUCCAAACGUAA
This is a messenger RNA of Eimeria tenella, 619 nucleotides long. RefSeq lists its product as uncharacterized. The record is from RefSeq and is a predicted model, not a curated record. Lineage: Eukaryota; Apicomplexa; Conoidasida; Eucoccidiorida; Eimeriidae. The transcript has 2 exons. The annotation marks the transcript as partial.